AUGAUGCUCAAAUCAACCAACGGUGCCGUGCUGCUCGGAGCUGUUGUGACCUUGCUGACUUGUGUACUGCUACAUGUUGCUGAGGCAGGAGUGGUGGAGGACUUCAACCAUGUGGAACGCUGCAAGGACUCCCUGUACAUGGGAACUCCGCCACGAGGCUACCUGAGUAAGUCAUUAAAGAAAAUUUGCCAGCGCUACGAGGACAAGCCACGCUAUGCCACCCUCUACGACUCCUACAAACACAUCCCCAUCUACUCGGCUUAUACCUUCAAAAAGUCGGACGGGGAGAAGAAGGUGGACUUCCCUUGGAUGUUUGAGCCUCAGCUCUCCUCAGAGAAGGGCAGCAAUAACAUGGAGCCCUUUCCUCAGUCUGCUCAGAUGCACAUGAACUUUGAGGACACCCAGGCAGUUUUGGAAGACUACGCUGAUGUGGUUCAAUAUGAACGGGGUCAUCUAAAUCCUGAUGAGCACCAAGCUGACCCAUUAGACAAGGCCUCUACCUACACCCUAACUAAUGUGGUGCCUCAGAUCAGAGAGUUCAACAUAGGUCCCUGGGCCGAAUUCAAGGAGAUUAUCCGUAAACGCCUAAACAACUACUGCAGGGGCAGGGCCUUUGUAAUUACUGGAGCGACCACCUCUGGGACCAUGAUUCGCCGAGACAACCUGGACCGGGUUGCCAUACCGGAGUACAUGUGGUCCGCCUAUUGUUGUACUGAGUUUGACCAAAAUGCACCUUAUUUUGUUCGUUACAAGUUCCCCGUGUUUGGAGCAUAUGGGCUCAAUGAUCGAGUAAACAACCACAUCGUAGAGGUUCCUCUCAAAAACCUUGAGAAGUUCCUCAAGGGGAGGAUGGAGGUGGACAAAAAUUUCCAGAUCUUCUACAAUGACUGUGUACCAGAUAUUUGA
This is a messenger RNA of Lampris incognitus (smalleye Pacific opah), 906 nucleotides long. Its product is annotated as endonuclease domain-containing 1 protein-like. The record is from RefSeq and is a predicted model, not a curated record. The coding region runs from base 1 to 906 and encodes 301 amino acids. NCBI's taxonomy places the organism in Eukaryota, Metazoa, Chordata, Actinopteri, Lampriformes, Lampridae. Gene Ontology annotation, molecular function: hydrolase activity; nucleic acid binding; metal ion binding. The transcript is spliced from 2 exons.